Alternaria arborescens is the source of this 213-nucleotide messenger RNA. RefSeq lists its product as hypothetical. Lineage: Eukaryota; Fungi; Ascomycota; Dothideomycetes; Pleosporales; Pleosporaceae. The coding region runs from base 1 to 213 and encodes 70 amino acids. The record is from RefSeq and is a predicted model, not a curated record. The transcript has a single exon.
AUGCUCCUGGCACCGUACUAUCCAGGCACAACUGGUGACCGUGAGCUGGGUGCCGAGCACAAGCGUCGCGCUGGAAGCAAGAGGCUGCGGUGGGAUUUGGAUAUCCCUGACGAUGACGAGUUCGGUCUUGGUGAUGAGUGGUACGGAAGCCGACGUGCUUCAAUCGAGGCGAGUUCGGGAGUUUGGGAGGAUGGUUUGUUGGUGAUUCAAUGA